Messenger RNA from Branchiostoma belcheri (Belcher's lancelet), 6282 nucleotides. RefSeq lists its product as uncharacterized. NCBI's taxonomy places the organism in Eukaryota, Metazoa, Chordata, Leptocardii, Amphioxiformes, Branchiostomatidae. The record is from RefSeq and is a predicted model, not a curated record. Gene Ontology annotation, cellular component: cytoplasm. Gene Ontology annotation, biological process: apoptotic process; proteolysis. The transcript has 20 exons. Bases 385 to 5853 code for a protein of 1822 amino acids.
UCUCCCCUGCACUGGGCAGCCUGGCAUGGCCACCAUGAAACUGUAUCAGUUUUACUGACAGCUGGUGCAGAUGUGAAUGCACGGGGCUAUCGGGAAGACACACCCCUCCAUGACGCAACUAGAUCGGGCCGCCCCAAGUGUGCGGAAAUACUGCUGCAGCACGGGGCUGAUGCCGGUCUCAGGAACGAGUAUGGUCAAACGGCGGAGGAUAUCGCUGCAGAUGAGGACAUCAGUAACGCUGAUCCGUACAACAAAGAUGAUGAAGAACGAAUCACUCGUGGUAGAAAGGAAAUACUGAAGCUUCUCCGACAACAGAAUAAUGAAGUCUCCACACGUAAGAAAGGCUACGAUCCUGUACUCGUCCGGUUCUAUGAAGAAAGCGGAAUGACCGAGGCGAAGAAGGAUUGUCCGUUGAUAGAAGAAGCAGCUAAGCAGAGCGGGAAAACAGUUGACCAAGUGAAGAACUUCAUCGGCAACUAUCGUAGGAGUAAGGGCGGCAGUAAGCGGAGCCUCCCCACAGAUGACAUGGGGGCUGAGAACGUCACGGGACAUCGUGAAGACUUAGGGAUGUCUGCAAAAACGGGAGACAGCAGUGUUCCACUCGAAAUACAGCUGCGGGGUCCUGGAAUGCAGCAGCUGUACUCCCAGGCCUGCCGCCAGGGGGCGCGACCGGUGCACAGCGUGCGCGGGCUCGUGGUUGGUCAGUUCAGAUCCGGGAAGACGUGUGUCGUCAGGAGGCUGACAGGAGAGAAGGCUGUGGAGAAUGAACCGAUAACAGACGGCAUCGAGAUUUCACCCAGCGUGAAGACCAAGACUUGGCGGAAGGCAAAAGAGGAGCCAGACGAAUUCAAGGAAACUAUGGCAGAACGAUUGGCAGAACAACAAGAACGGGACAAACCACGCACCCGGACAUCGUCAGGGGCCCAAGGAGCAGUCAGGAAAAAGUCUACAGGAAAAGCACAAAAAACGACAAGGAAGCGGACUUUGCAAACGCAGCAGGAGAAACCACCGAAGGACGAGACGCCGACGCAAAGUCAACAGACACAAAAACUGGAGGAAGAAGAUGAGAAAGAAGGGAGAGAAGAAAGUGUGGUCACGACUAGGUCACGACAAACACAAGACAUGCCGGAUGAUGUCAAAACAAAAGCUCAACAGCGACUUCAGAGUGACGAGACGGUUCGGCAGCAAACACAAGACAUACCGGAUGAUGUCUUAGAAAAAGCCAAGGAGCGACUCCAAGGUGGCGUGACCGAGGAGCAGCUUGGAACAGCCGAACACCCGCGUCUCUCCCUCUGGGACUUCGGCGGCCAGGCCACGUACUACGGCUCGCACCAGUGCUUCUUCACGUACCGCGGGAUCUACAUCCUGGUCAUGUCACUGCUGCAGAAGCUGUCCGACCCAGUUCCUGAUCUGGACUACAAGGCGGCAGCGGACAACCUCGUAACUGGAGGAGACUACUUGGACCACUGGCUGAACUCAGUCCGCACACACACCCUGGUGCACGGGCGGGAGCAGACAGGAGAGCCGCGUGUCGUUUUGGUCCUCACGCACAAGGACAGAGUCGAUGAGUCGGACAUCGACGAGUAUAAGAAAGACAUACGUGAUCACAUCCGCGGUAAGGCAGCCGCUAAACACGUCUUACCAAAGAUAUUUGUCAUCGACAACUUCAACGAGGAAAACAGCGACAUUGACGAGCUCCGAGAAUACCUCCGUGAGGUGGCGAAGGGUCUGUGGUUCAUGGGCCAGGAGGUGCCGAUGACUUGGCUUCAUCUGAAGUCCAAACUGAUGGACAAGAGGAGAGAGGACGACCCAUUCUGCCGUUUCCAAGAUGUCGUCGAUCUGGCCCGGAGUGAUGACGUGGGCAUCACGGACGACAGCCAUGUUGCCGACAUUUUGACCUUCCUACACGACCUUGGUGACAUCAUCUUCAUCAACGAACCCGUUCUCCGUGAUCACGUGGCCCUUCGACCCCAGGUGAUGAUUGACGUCUUCAAGACCAUCAUCACCGUCCCGGAGUACCAACAGGACAGGAGCACGGAUGGGGAAGUUACCGACAUGUGGAGGAGGCUGGAGACGGAAGGCAUCCUCAGUGACAGGCUGUUGACAAUCAUCUGGUCCAAAGCAGAUCAGAAGAUUCAGAAACCCUUCCUACUGCGGCACAAACACUUCCUGAAGCGACUGAUGGAAAAGUACUACCUCCUCUGCAACGCCACGUCGAUCGUAGGGUUUGAUGACACUUCAGGUGAUCCUGAGAAAGAAGAGAUAUACUUCGUACCGUCUCUACUGGCCACAAAGCCUGACGACAGCACCUUGUAUCCUGGGCACAUGAGGAGAUACCAGCAUCCUCUGUAUGUCGUAUUCGACAACAUGUUCCUCCCAAGUGGCAUGUUCUAUCGUCUACAAGCCAUCUGUGUGCGAAGGUUCGGUCUUCAAGAGUCCCACGUGUUCGCCGGCUGCGGUCGCUUCCCUACCGACGAUGAAAAGCAACAGUUCGUGAUAACCAAAGUGAAGCAUUACCUGAAGGUAGAGCUUCUGUCGGUUGAAGCUGAAGAUCAGCCAGUGUUCACACAGGCCCUUCCUGUUAGAAAGUUCCUCAGCAGUUGUCUCUUUGAGAUCAAGGAGAAGUGGAUCCCGUCCAUCCAGUAUGACUGGUGCUUUGGGGAGGAGUCAGAAAAAGAAACAGGAACACCAGUAUUCUACCCACUGUCUGACAUCGAGCAAGAAACGGCAACGGGAUCCAGUCGUUUUCCAGAAGACUUCAUCAAUGUCUGGAUACGUGGCAGAAAUGAUACGACAACGUUCUGUGCAGAAAACUCAGGUGGUUCCGGACCCGUGAUGAUAGAGCCGACGCUGAACCCAGACGCAGUCCACACGAUCGGUCCUGUCCUGGACUGUAUGGAGACCUGCAGAGGGCUGAGUCUGGCGCAGUGUGAUCGGAUCAGACACGAGCUAACAUCCGUCAGCAGGUUCAAAGAGUUGGUUGCCACCGUCAACAGGGCCGGAGACAUGUGCCGUCGUUUGCUGGGAGCGUCCUUGGACGUUUGUCUGCCUGAGAGAGCACCCAUGUUCCCCAGGGAAGAGAGAGGGAACGAAAUUGUUCUCCUACACAUCGGAGACUACAAUGACAAGCUCACCCAGCCACUGUUGAAACAGGCAGUCCAAUCGUCCAGCAGGUACGGUGUAACAGUGUCUGAAGACGUCAUCGAACCAGGAGAAAUCAUCACAGACAAACUCUUGCACCAUCUUCUCCAACGGAACGUCAGGAUGGUCGUACCGAUCAUCACACCCCAGACUCUCCACAGCAGACAUUGGUCCACGCUCGGGUACGAAUUCUGUGUACAGAACAAGAACCUGGUCUUCCCGGUCUUCGCGUACCCUGAAGGAACCAGAGAGCGUUUGCUAGAGGUGCUCGGCAGGCGCUGUGCGGGGAUGUUGGAUAUGGCAUCAACAGAAGUACCAAUGGCUGAAGAACCACUGUCCAGUACCAAAAUCAGUCUCACUGCUGUGCAAAUCCUGAGGAAGGCGUCGUCUUCUGUUGUGCUGUACACACGCCAGAUCACAGCUGCAGGAUGCACGGUUGUGGAGGAUGGUGUCACUAUCUUCUUUCCGAAAGGAUGCGUCAAGAAGAAAAGGUCCAUGUCUUUGGAGGUUGAUAUGCUGCCCAUAGAUGGGACCAUGGCAAACAGUUUCUCAGCUGUGACACCGGUAAUGACCGUGCACCUAGACACUGAGGAAGACUUCCUAAAGCCCGUCACUGUCACCCUGCCCUGGACAUGGAAAAGCACCUGUGACCUGGGCAGAACCAUCCUGAUUAAAAGGUCUACUGAUGGCCAUCAGUGGUCGAUAUUAAGCACCGAGGUUCGGGAGAACAAGGACACGAUCACCUUCACAACGUGUCACUUUUGCAGCGUUGUCGGUGCCAAGAAAAAAGACAACGCUGCAGAAGCCUCCACCUCUUCUGAUACAAGUACAGAAAAGCAGGACGAGGCAGCCAAUCAAGAGGCAACUGAAGCUAUAGAAGUCCUUGUAACAAGGUACAGUGACGACAAAGUGCAUCUUAUUAUCAGUCCCAAUGAAGCAACGACAGACGACAAGCGCAUUCAUCUGCUGUGCAUCGAGAAGGGCAAAAAAGUCACGGAGUAUUUCAGAGCAGAUAACUUUAAGACACCACCGCCGUUCCGACAAGAGGUCACCAUGCACAAGAAGGAGAGAAUCCGUGCGCGGUUUGGUGAGGAAGAGGACGUCAUUGGAGAUCCACGUGACAUUCCACCGGAGCCGCGUGGUAUUCAGUUCGUCUUCCCGCCGGCGAACUGUAACCGAAUCUCGGUCAGACUGAAGCUGCGAGAUCCGCAGAUAGGAAAGGGGAAGUUUGAAGGAGCAGUCCAUUUCACAUUACUGUCAGAAGCAGGUGAACCAGUAAAUGACCCCAUCUGUGGGAUAAAUUCAGCUCAUGUCUACCUGCACUCUCUGCAAGAUGAGGGGAAGACAAGUCAGGUUCAGCAGAAGGAAGGCACUGUCACCAUGACCAAGGCGUCCAAGAUACAACAUAAGAAAGGUGGAAAGAGGAAAGCCAAAACUCGGCAUGUUGGCCCCCCGGUAAAGCGACCUAAGCAAGAGUUCACGUCUGUUCUGAUGGUUAACGAUACGUACGGCACGUCCCAUGGAGGUACCUCCGCCACCACCUCCACCACGAACCGUCAGGUGGCGAAGUUUCUAAAACUUCAUGGUGCUACAGUUCAUGUUACAGCUUUGCAAGCAUCUGAAGAAGACAAGAGGUGUGCCACAGAGGAUGGUGUCACUUUGCAUUUGCCUGUUCGAAAUCCCAGGGACGAGAGGACGCCAUCUUUGGAAUGGAUAACCUUUGACCACAACAAUCGCUACCCAGGCAUACCACAGGAUCUAAAGUGCAUUGUGGGUCAUGUAGAUGUCACAAGUGGAGCCGCAAAGAACAUACAAGAGAGCCGCUGUCAAAACGCGAAAUUGGUCCUUUUCAACCACGACAUGCCAGAAGAGACGGAAUACUACAAGGGAUCUAAGAAAUCGCUGGCCGCAAGGAAGAAGAUGAAAGACAUCCUCGAAGAUGCAAAGAAUGCAGAUGCCGUGUUCUCCUUGGGAAGAAGAAUUUACGACUACUUCGAGACGAAGUACAUAGCGCUUAAAGACAGCAAAACACGUCAGCACUUCUUAUUUCUCCCAAGACCAUCCCCAGUGUUUGAAGCCAUCUCUGUUAGACCAGGAGCAGGGGAGAAAGUCGUGCUGACUGUCGGGAGAGUGACCGAAGUGGACAAGCUGAAAGGCCAUGACCUGAUAGCACGGGCCAUGGGGGACGUUACAGAGAAGAUCACAAACGUCAGAUUGUGUGUUCGCGGGAUAGAUGAAGAUGACUGGGAAGCAAGCAAGAGAAUCCUGGAGGAGAACCUGCACAGUGGUAAGAUCAAACCCACCCUGCUGCCAUGUGGAACCCAGGAGGACAUCGCUCAGGACAUGCAGCAGGCUCACCUGGUCCUGAUGCCGUCCCGUGCCGAGCCGUUCGGACUGAUCGGUCUGGAGGCCAUCGCAGCAGGCAUCCCUGUACUCAUCUCUGACAAGUCAGGGCUGGCAGACAUGAUCAAGGACUUGAUUAAGGAGAAGAAAUGCCAUCCAGAUAUGAGGCACAGGAUCGUGAAAACCAGCGUGAGGGAGUCUGACAUUGGAGACGACGCAAAAGAAUGGGCAAAGAAGAUCACAGACACCUUGGAAUACUCUGAGGCAGAAUUUGACAAAGCAGCAGAGUACAAGAAGAGGUUGUUGGAGUCCAAGUACUGGGAAGAGUCGCAACAAAACCUGUUGAGGGUCUGUGGCUUGAAUGACUGACUCUAGACGCGUCCACUCUCCCACGUGUCAGAUUCACUAAUUGCUGAAUUUGAUCAACAGACUUUUGAAUGCAAUCAGUGCGGUUCAAAAGUAAAGUAGUGACUGACAGUGGCCUCAUCUAUUAGUUGCCAUGUACAAUUUCAAAGAUGUACUAAUUUACAUUGACACUGUCUAUUGCCUCCAUACAGGCCUUAUCUAUCAUGUACGCUGCAAUUAUCUAGGACGACGUAGCCCGUGGUUGUGGAUUACUUUUGUACAUGUAGUAUGAUAUCAAUAGGAACUUGAAAUGACCAAAAAGGCGUAAUUUUCAAUCCCGUGUAAUUUUAAUUUUGUAUAUAAACCUGUAUGUAUCAAAUGGAGAGUCAUCUAACAUACAUAUAAGCAUGGCAUGCACCGGCAAGCUAUUAUGAUAGUCAUAUUUAGAGUACU